Messenger RNA from Protopolystoma xenopodis, 1368 nucleotides. Lineage: Eukaryota; Metazoa; Platyhelminthes; Monogenea; Polystomatidea; Polystomatidae. The record is from the annotation of a GenBank genome assembly.
AUGUGCUUUUCGGGCGUCUCGCUUUACAAUGCGAUGACAUCCCUCCAUUCUCCUCUCUGGGAUUGUCCAUACUUCACGCUUGAACGCAUCUCAAAGUUGGCGCAGUUUACGAGUUAUCCUCUCUUGCUUCGCGUGAGGACGGGCGAAGGAGGAGGUCUCGUGGACUUCGACAAACUGAAGGUUGUACUAAAGCCAAACGGCUACAGUACAACGCGAAUCAGCCGUAUCUUCUGUAUCCUCUCUGAUGGCGCUUUUAUAGACCAUUAUUCCAAGCAGAAGCUGGAAGGAUUUCCCUUUCCAUCGAUGCUCCGGCCUCGCGUGGCGGAUUGCUUCAACACAACUCCAGCACACAAUGACAGGGUCUGUUGGCAGGCCGGAGCGUUACAGCUCUCAUACACUUUGGACUCGUUAGUACCUCGAGCCCCUCACUUUGAGCACGCAAAUGUGGUUUCCCACAUGCUCUCCCUUGGUUUGGGACAGUUCAGAAUGGACCUCUUCAAGCCUCCCCUUGGUUGGGUGAAUAAUCUCUCUCGCCCUCUUGCUCUCUUUCUCACCUCACAUGUGCAUUGUCACUCUCUCGUUGCUUUGUGUGAGUGCCUUCUCUGCGCCCAUAUGAUAUUGUCUUUGGCGGGGCCUUGGUUUCAUCUGUCAGUUGGUCACACAUUCGACUUCAAAAUCACUGCCACCCUCUUCCUCAACUCUGUCGCUUUCUCUGCUGGAGCCGUGUUGAGCCUACAGGCACCAGCAUUCAUGCGGAGCCCUCAAGUGGAAACUUGUCUAUUCUAUCCUCUGGAGGGCUUUCGUUGAUCGUACUCCACUGACGGCAACAGGACCCGCGAAUUUCCCUUCCGUCCAUCGUUAGACCUCUCCGAGGGCCUAUUGCCUCAAGUUACCGCUGGCUCGCAGAUGAACUCACCAUCAUCUUUCGCCUCAGCCAUCGGUUCUGGCCCACUCUCCGACCACUCAAACCUCGUGUUUGCCACAACCUGUGACUGCUGGCCGACUCACCUCGAGGCCGGUCAUCUGUUGGCCUGCAUCUCGAAUGGCAAGAAAGAGAGUUUGGAGAUCGAGCCCACUUUUGCACCACCUACAGGCAGGGUUGGGUCAGGUCGAAUGGUCAACGGCAAAAGGGCGAAGCUGCCAGCAGACGGUAUCGGUUGGAAGGUCGGAUUGGACAACGGCCAGAUUGGACGGCAUCUUUCCGAGACGGUUGUGAGGGCUCAAUUUCUCGGCCAUCGAAGUUACGACGACCAGACGGACAAACUCAUUAGCAUUCUCUACACUCCAUCUGUUGCCGGGAUCGACCUCGUCUGGGUGUGUGGAGUAGACCCGGUCGAGGUCAAACCAGAAUUCAAAUCAGGCUGGUGA